AUGUCGAUUGGUAAAAUAUCGGAAUUUAAAGUGGCCACAGACAAUUGGAAACUAUAUGUGGAAAGGCUCGAACAAUUCUUUGUUGUGAACAAAAUAUCAAGUGAGCUACAUGUACCUACAUUAAUCACGGUUAUGGGGGCGGAGAGUUAUGAACUACUCGUGAGUUUGUGUACCCCGGAAAAACCCACAUCAAAAACGUUUUUAGAGCUAACAAAAAUUUUGGAAAAUUACCUUCAACCAAAACCCAGCGAGCUGGCGGAAAGAUUUAAAUUCCGACAAAGAAAACAAAGGGAUGGUGAAAGUAUAUCAGAAUAUGUAACGGACCUAAAGAAAAUGUCGAAAACUUGCGAGUUUGGUAGCUGGUUGCAAGAAAGUUUGCGCGAUCAGUUCGUAUGCGGUAUCAGUAGUGAAACAAUUCGGCAGAGAUUAUUUGCCGAAAGCAAACUAGACUUUGGCAAGGCUUAUCGAUUAGCCGUGAGUAUGGAGGCGGCGGAGAAGGAUGCAGCCAGCGUCGAUGUGCAUCCGAAAAUAUCUGGAGACUCGAGCGCAUCCACAAACUGCUACGCGAUGGUCAGUACAAGACGGACCGGGCGCGCGAUCGGUUGUGACGGCGAGCGGCGCGCGGGCAGUAAGGGCGAGGUCAGGAUGCGUGGCAGAGCAUCCAGGAUAGCAGCAGCAACGCCCACCGGGCCGAGGGUAUCAACAUCGGUGCUGGAUGAUCGACGACGACACCAGCGCGAGUGUCGCGCGUGCGGUAAUGCACACGAUGUAGUGACCUGCAAGUUUGCUCGCUACGUGUGUCGAGUGUGCAAUAAACAAGGGCAUUUACAAAGGAUGUGUCCUUAUCUAGCAGGACAACACAGCCUCGACGUGGUGCAGAGUGAGACUGACAGUUUAUUAAACAGUGAAGUAAGUGACGAGGUAAUGGUUUGCAUUAAUCAAUUAAGCGUUAGUCAUUACAAACCAUUGUUUAUAUCAUUAACAGUACACGGUAGGGAUGUUCAAAUGGAAUGUGAUACAGGCAGUGCCGUUUCAUGUAUUAGCUACGAGUUAUAUAAACAACAAUUCAGUAACCUAAAACUGAAUAUGUGUCCUUUGUUGCUAAGGUACUAUACGGGUGAACAAGUGAAACCUGUAGGUGUGAUAAGGCCUUUAGUAAAGUACAAAGAUAAAGAAAAGCAUCUCGAUUUAUAUGUUAUUAAAAAUGGUAAAAGUAUAUUGUUAGGCAGACAAUGGUUGGCAGAACUCAAUAUACAGUUACCCCCAUUUGGAAGCUUAAACUGUUUAUCGAAUGAUGUUUUUAACUUAAACGAUUUCAGUUCCAGAUAUUGUAAGGUGUUCGCGGACGGCCUGGGACGGUUCACUGGGCCGCCGGUGAGCAUCCGUGUGCGGGAGGGAGCGCAGCCCGUGUUCAUGCGAGCGCGUCCGCUGGCUUAUGCGUUACGUGCACCCGUGGAGCGCGCACUCGAGCAGCUGAUGGCGGACGGUAUUCUCACACCCGUCGACCGCUCCGACUGGGCGACUCCCAUUGUGCCCGUAGUGAAAAAAGACGGUAACAUUAGGAUUUGCGCCGAUUAUAAGUUAACUUUAAAUAAAGUUAUAGAAGUCGACCGUUAUCCUUUGCCUAGAGUAGAAGACUUACUGGUACGUUUACAAGGGGGGCAGAGGUUCAGUAAAAUUGACCUUUCACAAGCUUACGCACAAUUUGUACUUGACGAAUCUGCCAAAUAUACGGUGAUCAACACACAUAAAGGUUUGUUUAGGUAUAACCGCUUAGUAUACGGCUUAUCAUCAAGCCCUGGCAUUUUUCAAAAACAUUUAGAGCAAUUAUUUAAUCUACCGUAUGUAGGCGUAUUUUUGGACGAUAUAAUUAUUACAGGGCGCAACACAGAGGAGCAUAUUAGUAAUUUACAUAAAGUAUUUGACCGUUUGCAGUCGUACGGACUUCGAGUUAAAAAGGAAAAGUGUGUAUUUUUUGCUGAAUCAGUCAAUUACUUAGGUUAUGUAAUUAGUAAGGAUGGUAUUCACACUUGUCCGGAUAAGAUUAAGGCAAUAGUAGACACUCCCGUUCCUACGAACGUGCGCAAUGAACUAUAUUUAGAUAACGGGUCGAUUAUGUGGGGGUAUAGAAUGGUAAUACCUUCAUAUUUACGUCCAAUUAUUUUAAAACAACUACACAGCAGCCACAUGGGUAUUGUGAAAACUAAGGGGCUGGCACGGAGUUAUGUGUGGUGGCCGAACAUCGAUGCGGAUGUGGAAGCGCUAUGCCGAAGCUGCGAGACCUGCGCCUCUGAGGCGGACGCCCCGCCGCGCGCGCCUCCUAACCCCUGGCCCUACUUGCCUCCCUGGUCUAGAGUUCACAUAGACUUCCUAGGACCGUAUAAAGGUAAAACUUAUUUAGUUUUAAUAGAUUCGAGCUCGAAAUGGCUUGAAAUUAUUGAAGUAGCGCGAACGAAUGCGACUUCCAUUGUUAAGGUGCUGAGGUCAAUAUUUGCAAGAUUCGGUUUGCCCUUAGAACUAGUGUCUGACCAGGGACCGCCUUUCACAAGUAUUGAAUUUAAAAGUUUUUUGAAAAAUAAUGGCAUUCAGCAAAGGUUUUCACCGGCGUACCACCCUGCAUCUAAUGGGGCAGCGGAAAAUGCUGUUAAGCUGUGUAAGAGGGCAAUUAAAAAGGCUUAUAGGGAUGACGUAGAUAUUGAUACCGCCCUACAAACCUUUUUACUAAGCUAUCGCAACAGUAAGCAAAGCUCCACGGGUGAGAGCCCAGCGAUGCUGCUGCAGCGACGUUCUUUGCGUUCACGGUUGGAUUUACUUCGCGGUGGGUACGUGGUGCAAGCGCGUGUGCUCGAUGCUCAGCAGCGUCAAGUCGAAUAUGCGGGUGGUGUUCCGCGUAAUUUCUCUUUGGGAGACACCGUCUGGAGUAGGGACUACGGCACCCGAGAUAAAUGGGUCAAGGGCACGGUAGCCCAUAAAGAAGGUUCUGGAAGAUACGUUCUCGACAAUGGUGACGGUCGACUUAUUAAAAGACAUAUUGAUCAAAUAAGACGUAGGUCGCGCUUAUCCGAUAUUACCUGUCCAGAUAUCACUAAUGAGGUCGAUGAAAAGGAUGAGGAUGAGUUUGCAGAUGCGUCUUCAGAGUUGCAAACGGAGGUGGCGGUUUCGGCUGGAAAAUAUGACGUGGAUACCGAGCACGUGGCAGAUACGCAAUGUCCCAGCGAGACUGUACCAGGCCCCGCCACUCCUCCACAACCACCGCCACCGUCGCGGCCAGUGACCCGUUCCAGGCGAAUCCGAAAACCCGUAAUUAAAUUCCAAUGUUAG
This is a messenger RNA of Parnassius mnemosyne (clouded apollo), 3321 nucleotides long. The record is from the annotation of a GenBank genome assembly. NCBI's taxonomy places the organism in Eukaryota, Metazoa, Arthropoda, Insecta, Lepidoptera, Papilionidae.